AUGGGAAAGCAAAUACCUCAGAGAUCCAAGGCUCAAAAGAAGAUUGACUCUAAAAAGUCACUUGAUGUAGGACUAUAACAAAAGACUCUAGACAUUAGGAAAGGUAAAACUCACAAGGGAAGAAAGAUUCUAGAAAACAGAGCAGCAAAAGUAGUGGAGAACCCAAAAACUGCAAUCUUCAUUAAAGGAAAUAAAUCUAGUUUGACUGUGAACCAAAUCAUGAAGGAGCUUCAUAUUAUGAGAGGUCAAGAUGACAGGUCAAAGCUAUUCAUGAAAAAGAGCCAUGAUAUUCAUCCAUUUGAGAAUUAGGGGCCAUUAGAGUUACUAGCAGGAAAGUAAGACUGUAGUUUAAUAUGCUUUGGAAAUCAUCAAAAGAAGAGACCAGAUAACCUGAUUCUUGGAAGGACUUAUGAUAAGAGAAUUCUUGACGUAUUUGAAUUUGGAGUGUUAAACUUUAAAUCCAUGAAUGAAUUCGAUAUCAAUGAAGUAUCAAGAGAACAAAAACCAGUGCUAGUUUUCCAAGGAGAGCAGUUCGAAUUUUCAGAAAAGCAUCAGAGAAUCAAGAAUUUACUAUAUGAGUUCUUCCACAUGAAUGACAUGGAUGAGGUCAACAUUGUUGAGAUGAAGAGAAUUUUGGUAUUUACUUCUUUAAAUGAAACUGAUAUUCAAGUCAGACAGUUCGAGAUACCAUAAAUAAGUGAACCUCAAGUUUUGAAAUCGAUGAUUGACAUGAAGGAAAUAGGACCUAGAUUUGAUCUUAAACUUAGAAGAGCUUAAGUAGCAGCAAUAGACUUAUAUAAGCUUGCCUGUAGAAAGCCAAAGGUCCUUAAUCCUGACAAGAAAAGAGUAGGUUCAUUGCAUUAAUUGUAACAAAUUUUAGUUCAAGAAAAAUGUGUAUACUACAGAGAUUGGAGAUAAAAGAGCCAGAAAAGCAAAGCCAAAGGCUAAGAAACUGGAAGCAGAGGAUGUUUGAUGAGAAAUUUAUUUAUUUUGCUUUUCAAAGCAAUAAUUAAUUAAUAGCUAAUAAGUAUUUAUCUUAAUUUCAAAAAUUAAAAGUAAAUGAAAAAUUUAUAAGAAAGUAACUCUUAAGCAAAUCCUCCAAAUUAAACUGCAUCAGCUUUAAAUAAAUCUUCUUUGAAUCAAUUGAACUCUUAAAGUGAGGACUAUGGAGCUAUUAAUGAGGACAGCUCAUUAAUGAUUAAGCACACUGAUGAAGAUCUCAAUUGUGAAAAGUAGAGCGAUUAUUCAUUGACUGAUACAUUUCCUAAGACAGAGGUCACAUUAACAACAGCAAAUAUAGUUAAGUCCUUCGUUGGUCUUGGAAUAUUGGCUGCUCCGUAUGGGUUUUAUCAAGUAGGGUACUUGGCAGCUACAAUAAUGAUUUUACUCAAUGGCGCUCUUAACUGCUACACAGUUUAUUUGCAGUCAAGAUGCAAGGAACAGUAUGGUCGAAAGUGGUAGAUAUUUGCUUGCUCUGGAUACAUUAAGUUCUUUAUCUAGCAAAUGGAUUAAGUAAUAAAUUACAUGCUAGGUGAAAACUAAGGAAGUAACCAAGGGAAAUUAUUCUUUAUUUCGUUUUUAAUUCUUGCUCCCUUAAGUUUGAUCCAAAGUAUGAAAAAUAUUUCGUAUAUCUCUAUAACAGCAAUUUUCUCAAUUGGAACUGCACUUAUUUACAUAGUUUAUACUGACAUUUAGGAAAUAAACAGUCCAACUUUCGACAAAAAUCUAAUAUGGUUAAACAUUGAAGGGAUACCAUAUUUCUUUGGUAUUGCUAUGUUUAUGUUUGAAGGAAAUGCUGUGGCUAUUGAGAUUCAUCACCAAAUGGAGGAUGCUCAAAAUAAGUUUGUCCAUUCUCUAGGACUUGCACUAGGAAUUACAGCAUCAUUGAUAUUACUCAUUGGUUGCCUUUCAUAUUCAGCCUAUGGCUAAUUUACUAAUGGCAUUAUUCUUCUCAACCUCAAGCCAUCACUAAUGACAUAUCUUGUCUAAAUAUUCUACUCUAUUGGUAUUAUAUGUAGUUACUGCCUUCAAAUCAUUCCAACUUUCAAAGUUAUGAAGUUGAUUCCAAUUUACUAACAGAUUCCUGAAAGUAAAGAACAUCCUAUGUUAAAGACAUUCUUAACAAGAAUUACCGUAGCAUUUAUUUGCUGCUUAAUCGCCUAUAUUGUUCCCGAUUUGGGUUAACUAUUGAAUUUCUAAGGUGCAAUAAUAGCUACUCUGCUUACUUUCAUCUUUCCAAUUUCCUUUUAUUUUAAAACUUUCAGCUCAGAAAUAGGAACUAAAGAAAGAUAUUUUUGCUAUGGAAUUAUAGUCUAUGGCACCAUUGGAGGUUUCUGGUCAACAAUCUGCUCUAUAAAAGCAAUGUUUGCUUGA
This is a messenger RNA of Stylonychia lemnae, 2373 nucleotides long. NCBI's taxonomy places the organism in Eukaryota, Ciliophora, Spirotrichea, Sporadotrichida, Oxytrichidae. The record is from the annotation of a GenBank genome assembly.